This is a messenger RNA of Sorghum bicolor (sorghum), 1516 nucleotides long. RefSeq lists its product as uncharacterized. The record is from RefSeq and is a predicted model, not a curated record. NCBI's taxonomy places the organism in Eukaryota, Viridiplantae, Streptophyta, Magnoliopsida, Poales, Poaceae. Bases 157 to 1239 code for a protein of 360 amino acids. The transcript is spliced from 2 exons.
UCCAUGGAUGCAAACUUUCUAUAUAUACUGUUGGUUCUAGCUAGCUCGAUCAAUAUCAUCAUCGAUCGAGCAGAGCAGGCGAUCGAUCUAGCUAGCCCUAUAGCUCACGCACCAUUGUAUUAUAUUAAUUAUACAGAAAACUAAGCUGCUAGGACGAUGAUGAUGGGGCGGAGGCGCGCCGGCAUGGCGGUGGCGGUGGCGGUGGCGGUUCUGCUGGCGCUGUCGUCGUCCUGCGGCGUGGCGUCGGCGAGGGGGCCGACCAGGACCAGGAAACCCCCGGCCAAGAAGACGCUGCCGGCAGGGCAGAAGCCACCGGCAAAAUCCAAGUUCUUCCCGCUCACCCCGGGCAGGUUUGGGCACAAGCGCAACUACGAGGCCUCCUGCGCCGACGAGGGCGGUCCGUCCUGCUACGUCGGCUGCCCUUCCGAUUGCCCAAAAUCCUGCCUCGUCUUCUGCGAAUACUGCCUCGCCUUCUGUGCUUGUGACCUCCGGCCGGGCACCUCCUGCGGCGACCCUCGCUUCACCGGCGGCGACGGCAACACCUUCUACUUCCACGGCAACAAGGACCAGGAUUUCUGCAUCGUGUCCGACGCCGACCUCCACAUCAACGCGCACUUCAUCGGCAACCACAACCCGGCCCUCAACCGCGACUUCACCUGGGUGCAGGCGCUGGGCGUCACCUUCCGCGGCGGCGGCGACGACAACCACCACCGGCUCUACGUCGGUGCACGCAGGGCCGUGGAGUGGGACGAGGAGGAGGACCACAUCCAGGUCACCUUGGACGGCGAGCCCGUCGACGUGGACGCCGUCCGGAACGCGCGCUGGUCGUCCAAGGCCCUCCCGGGGCUCUCCGUCAGGCGCACCAAGGACGUCAACGCCGUCACGGUGGAGCUGGACGGCGUCUUCGCCAUCUCCGCCGGCGCCGUGCCCAUCACCGACGAGGACGACAGGGUCCACCGCUACGGAAAGACGGGCCGCGACAGCCUCGUGCACCUCGACCUUGGAUUCCAGUUCCAUAACCUCACCGGCGACGUCGACGGCGUGCUGGGCCAGACCUACCGCCCUGGCUACGUCACCAAGCUGAACAUCACCGCCAACAUGCCCAUCAUGGGCGGCGCACCCAACUACCGGUCCGCGGGCCUCUUCUCCACUGACUGCGCCGUCUCCAGGUUCCACCGCCGCGACCGCGACGACGCCGCCAUUGCUGCCGCAAGCGUCGUCACCACAUAUGCCUCUUAAUUAAAAAUACACACGCGUACACUCCUCCGCAUGGCCGCUCAUCCGUCAUCGGGCGUGCUGCCAUGCAUGAUCGAGGAAGACCAAAUAAUUAAGAAUGAACGGAGCCAGCCCAACAAUAUACUCCGUCGUUGUCGUCGUCCUAUAUAUGUACUACUCUUACAUACCCUUGUCAGCAAGAAAUAAUUAAGCCUACGCUAAGUGAUCAUUCCAUUGAUCGAAAAUUUGUUAUUAUGUAAGGAGCUCAACAAAUUGAAUUGUGAUACUCGUUUCCCAUGCA